AUGAAUUCCGUCGAUGCAUCCGAGCACCACGAGCAAGCUGCCACUGACCUCGCCCCGGCCCUGCUGACCGUCAUCAUCGACACGAAUCCCCACGCCUGGGCCCAGCUAGAAGACUCCCUCCCCCUCUCCAAGGCCAUUGCCAACAUCCUCGUCUUCAUCAACGCCCAUCUCGCGUGCAACUAUGCCAACGAAGUCGCCGUCGUAGCAUCACACAGCCAAAAAGCCGCAUGGCUGUACCCUGUCCACCAGGACAAGGGCGCAACCAUCUCCCCCGAUCCAGAUGGAGACAUCAGCAUGAACGGCGACAGCACCGCCGCCGCCGCACAACAAACCAACAAAUACCGCCCUUUCCGCAUGGUCGAGGAGCAGGUGAAUCGCAACCUGCGGGAGCUGAUGAACUCCACGACGGGCGAUGACCUCCGCGUCACAACAUCCACGAUGCUCGCCGGAGCACUGACGCUCGCCCUGAGCCACAUCAACCGGCGCACGAUCGCCUGGGCCGAAGCGCACGGCGGUGCCGAUCUCGAGGACACGGCAGCGGACGGUGCGGGCGGCAGCAGCGGAGCACCAGGAACAGCGCGAUACUCGGCCGAAGACGACGAGCGACUGCAAAGCCGCAUCCUGAUCGUCAGCGUCAGCGGUUCCAGCGACUCCGCGCACCAGUACAUCCCAAUGAUGAACAGCAUCUUCGCAUGCCAACGCCUGCAUAUCCCCAUCGACGUGUGCAAGCUCAGCGGCGAUGCCGUCUUCCUGCAGCAGGCCUGCGACGCGACCAAGGGGAUCUACAUGUGUCUCGAUCAUCCCGGCGGUCUGCUCCAAUACCUGAUGAUGGCCUUCCUGCCGGACCAGCGCUCGCGCCGCCACUUGGUGCUCCCGACCAAUGUGAAUGUGGAUUUCCGCGCCGCCUGCUUCUGUCACCGCAAGGUCGUCCGCACCGGGUACGUCUGUUCGAUCUGUCUGAGUAUCUUCUGUGAACCGCCGCCGGGCAUCGUGUGUCUGACCUGCGGGACGCAAUUGGAGCUGGGCGAUUAUGGUGCCAAGCCUGCGCUGCUGCCGCGGAAGAAGAAGAAAAAGAAGCGCGUGAAUGGUGUUUCGGCUGCGGGCACGCCGAUGUCUACGCCUACACCUGGUCCCUGA
Penicillium riverlandense is the source of this 1137-nucleotide messenger RNA. RefSeq names its product TFIIH/NER complex subunit TFB4. Lineage: Eukaryota; Fungi; Ascomycota; Eurotiomycetes; Eurotiales; Aspergillaceae. Gene Ontology annotation, biological process: regulation of DNA-templated transcription; nucleotide-excision repair. Gene Ontology annotation, cellular component: transcription factor TFIIH core complex; transcription factor TFIIH holo complex. Bases 1 to 1137 code for a protein of 378 amino acids. The transcript has 2 exons. The record is from RefSeq and is a predicted model, not a curated record.